Williopsis jadinii is the source of this 2380-nucleotide messenger RNA. RefSeq lists its product as uncharacterized. Lineage: Eukaryota; Fungi; Ascomycota; Saccharomycetes; Phaffomycetales; Wickerhamomycetaceae. Gene Ontology annotation, cellular component: membrane. The transcript has a single exon. The record is from RefSeq and is a predicted model, not a curated record. The coding region runs from base 181 to 2262 and encodes 693 amino acids.
AAGCGAUACGUCCCGCAGUGUGCUUAGCCUACAUUAUAUAAUUUGUAUAAGAACCGCAUAUCUCGACAGCAAAUGAAGGCCCUUUUCUCAGACUCGGGGUUUAUUGUGUGUGUUUGUAGUGUUGUUUGCCAGUUCCAUAUUACCAUACACAGUUGCUAGUGAUACGACCACGGAUUCAUCAUGAGUGCAUCAGUACAAGUGCCAGGUGAUUGGUUGCAAGAUGCGACACCUCUGGAGAAGUUAUUUGACGAGCUAAAGUCUGCGCAAACAAUCCCCAAGGAGGUUCCAACCAGUGAGCCCGUUGGCGGUGUUGACAUACGCUGUGGGCCAAUUUUGAGAUUGCUCGGUACCCACGAGAAUGGCACGUCGAACUACAGAGCGUCCAUCCUCAUAGUGUCCAAGGACGAAUCGUCCACCACUGAGCCCAAGAUAACUUUUAUUCAAGGACCAACUAUCCCACAGGGGACGUCCAAUGAGUUCCUACAAGGUGAAUUCCCGCGUGUUACAAUCCAUAAGGAGGCCGGUUACACGUUUUGGAGGUUCUCUGUCGAGCUAGAGCUCAAGGAAUUCGAGCAAAAGGUUCGCUAUACCAUUCUUGAUACCGUGUCGUAUGAGUUCUUCCUGCCAAGUGAUGAACAACCGAUGAACGUUAUUUCACACUCCUGCAACGGGUUCUCUUUGGCCACUGAGACGAAGGACUUUAAGGGUUCGCUGUGGUUUGAUGUGACUAGAACUCAUUACAAGGAAAACCGUUAUCAUGUUAUGCUUGGUGGUGGUGACCAAGUUUACUGCGAUGCGAUAAAGAUUUCAUCAGAUGAAUUCGAAAAGUGGCUUGGCGAGAAGAAUGUAAUCAAGAAGCACAAUCAACAGCUUACUGAUAAGAUGGCUAGCUCCUUUGAAGACUUUUACUUGAAUCAAUAUCUCUCAUGGUUUGGAAAGGGAUUCUGGGUAGGUAAGAACGGUUCAACAUUACAACCUCUUUUCCCCUUUGCAAUGGCUUCAAUCCCUUCCAUGAACAUUUAUGAUGAUCAUGAUAUCAUUGAUGGUUAUGGCUCGUAUCAUAACGGUACUAUGUCCACUAAAGUGUUCAAGGGGCUUGGUAGAAUUGCCUUCAAGUACUACAUGCUUUUCCAACACCAGACCUCUGUUGAAGAUGAUCCAACCUUUCAAAAUGAACCAAGUUGGAUCUUGGGUAAGACACCAGGCCCAUAUAUGGAACAGAGAUCCCACUCAGUCUUUGCAAAGCUUGGUAAAGGUAUUGGGUUUCUAGGCUUGGAUUGUAGAACUGAGAGAACCCUAAAGAGAAUUGUCACACGGGAAACUCUGGACAUCGUUUUCCAUCGUUUGGAGAAGGAGGUGAAGAACGACCCUUCUAUAAAGCACAUCUUGGUUCUUUUGGGUGUUCCUAUUGCUUAUCCAAGAUUGGUUUGGCUUGAAUGGCUGCUAAGUUCGAGAAUUCUCUCUCCAUUCAGAAAGCUGUCUGAAAAGGGAGUGAUAGCCAAAGGGCUUGUGAACGAAUUCGAUGGCUCAGUAGAAGUCCUGGAUGAUUUGAACGACCAUUGGUGCUCAGGGGACCAUAAAAAGGAACGUAACGAAGUUGUUGCCAAGUUACAAAAAUUUGGUGCUUCUAAUGGUAUUAGAAUCACCAUUCUCUCUGGUGAUGUCCACCUUGCGGCCCUUGGAAGAUUCAGAACCAAACUCCAUCAUCAUUGGAUUGGUCAGGAGAAGUAUGAAGAAGGGAACUCUAAGGUGAUGAACGAACCUGAGAAGGAUCCUCGUUUGAUGUUCAACAUCAUUUCAUCUGCUAUUUGCAAUGCCCCACCUCCCGAUGCAAUGGCUUCACUUCUGAACAAACGUUCUAAAGUCCAUCACUUCUCCCGUAUGACAGAUGAGGAUAUGGUGCCAAUCUUCACGAAGGAUGUUGAUGGGGAGAAUCGUUCAAAUGAGCAGUUCUUAAACAAGAGAAACUGGGCUGACUUGAUUCACAUAAAGAACUUCAAUCCAACUGGGGACAAAGCUGGCUAUGAAAUUGGCACUUCAAAGAUACCAUCUCAAGACACCGGACUUCCAAAAGGAUUCGAGCCUAGAGAGGGGAAAGAUCUAGCUUAUAAGAUCACAAGGGAUUCACUGAUUGCCCGUAUUCAUGUUGAGAAGAACCAUGGCGAUAUUCAAAGUGAAACUGCCAACUAUGAGGUUGUUAUUCCAGAACUUGAGGGAACAUAUCAAUUGAAACAGGAGAACAUCAAGCAUAUCAACAUUUGAUCCAACUCCACUGUACUAUGAUUACUUUACUGUUUUCUCAACCAACUUAUCAAUAAUAUGUGUAACUCCUAUGUAUUUGCUAUCAUAUUUAUUCAGAAUCUCUAAUGCUUAAUCACCA